Molecule: messenger RNA, 471 nt
Organism: Chenopodium quinoa (quinoa)
Lineage: Eukaryota; Viridiplantae; Streptophyta; Magnoliopsida; Caryophyllales; Amaranthaceae
Product: 40S ribosomal protein S3a-like
Exons: 5
Coding region: 1-471 (156 amino acids)
Biological process (GO): translation
Cellular component (GO): ribosome; cytosol
Molecular function (GO): structural constituent of ribosome
Source: RefSeq, a predicted model, not a curated record
AUGGGAUAUAAGUUUAAAACAGACUUUAUCAAGUGGCAAACUUUGAUUGAGGCUCAUUAUGAUGUCAAGACCAUUGACAACUUCACCCUGCGUAUGUUCUGUAUUGCUUUCACAAAUAGGCGCCUUAACCAGGUUAAGAGGACCAGCUAUGCUCAGUCUAGCCAGAUCCUCCAGAUCUGCCGUAAGAUGCGUGAGAUCAUGGUCAACCAUGCUAGCUCUUGUGAUCUUAAGGAUUUUGUAGCUAAGUUCAUCCCCGAGUUUAUUGGCAAGGAGAUUGAAAAGGCAACUGGCAUCUACCCCCUGCAAAACUUGUACAUCAGGAAGGUUAAAAUCCUCAAGGCCCCCAAAUUCGAUCUUGGAAAAUUGAUGGAGGUUGACGGUGACUACUCCGAGGACGUAGGUGUAAAGCUAGACAGGCCAGCUGAGGAAACUGUUGCUGAGGGUGAGGCCACAGAAGUUGUUGGUGCUUAA